CUGUCGUCGCGAUGCCUGCCAUUUUUUUGUCCAAAUAACCAUAUUUUUAGUUUACGUUUUUUCUCUACUCAAAAUCCAAAGUUUUAGUUUUCCCGAUAUGCCUAUAAACCCCCACACCAUCGAAUAAAAAUGCUUUUAAGGUGCUAAUGGCCAACCUCAGUUCGAGUCCAGUUUUGGAAGAAAACGUGGAUAAUACCGCGAACUGCUCCCAGAAACAAAAUGAGGAACCCGAAUGGGUUCUGGCAAGACAAGGGAUAAAUUUACUAAUAAAUAAUAAUCAGGCUGAGGCGGAGGCUUUAUUUUUAAAAUACCCAGACAGUUUGGUUAUGUUUGCUGGAUAUACUUUUACUGUAUUUAUGGAUGCCUUAAUGAGCUUUGAAGAUGAUAAGCUCUCAAAAGCAAUAUUAAGAUUAAAGGAAGUAGAAAAACGUUGCUCGAUACAGGCUGGAUGGAUAAAGUCAUUGUCGCAAAAAGUUUUUGGCACGCCAAGUACUGACACACAAUCUUUAGCGGAACAAUUGGAAACUCAAAUUAUAUUAGCAGAUUCCCAGGUCUGUAUAGCCAUUUUAACGUUCCUUCAACAAGAUUUAUCCGGCUACUUCAAAGGGGGAUGGGUGUUACGAAAAGCCUGGAAAGUUUACCAAAGAACUUACAAAGAAAUCCUGACCCUAUACAAGGGACGAGUGGGAGAGUUACAGCUGCCCGAUCCAAUAUUGAGUCCCUUGUCCCCACCUUCCCCUUGCACCCGUCAUUCCUCGGAUUCCGAAGAUGAGGAGACGAGCCCCUGGGACGUCCCGGAGCAGCCGGUCAACGGGUCAUCUCAACAAAUAGAUAAAACAGCCAUAAUGAGACUUAUGGAAGCGAUUUCCUUCGGAUACGGGCUUUUUCAGUUGGGCGUAUCCUUGUUACCGCCAUCGCUGGCAAAACUACUAAGUGUCCUGGGAUUCGCAGCCAACAGACAAAAUGGGAUCUCUUGUCUUAUGUACGCCAGAUUGGGCAUGGACAUGAGAGCACCCUUAGCAAGUUUAGCACUUCUAUGGUAUCAUACCAUAGUUCGUCCGUUUUAUGCUAUAGACGGUACGAACGUGCAAGCGGGCGUAGAAGCCGCGAACAUCCUGAUUCAAGAAUCGAAACAGGAAUUUGGCGACUCUGCGCUAUUUCUAUUCUUUGCUGGCAGAGCUGCUAGGUUGAAUUCUGACGUUUGCUUGGCACUGUCUUCCUUCCAAAAGGCGCUUGAGAACGCCAGCCAUCGCGAAAUCAAAAUGUUGUGCCUCCACGAAAUCGGGUGGUGUCAUCUGAUCGAACUGGACUACCAGAACGCGAAGACUGGGUUUUUGUAUUUGAAAAAUUGCAGCAGAUGGUCCCGAUCGUUUUACUGUUAUUUAUCGGCCAUUUGUUUAGGUAGCAUAAAAGACUAUGCAAAUUAUCAAAUAUUUAACGAACUUCAAGAAAGUACCGCUACCACCAAAAGUAACCAACUAAACGAAUUCCUGUCGCGCAGAAUUCGUUUUUGUCCAAAGGACGGCGAGAGCGCCAAACAGUACUCCGUCAUCUAUUUCAAAUUGCUGGUGUUCGAAAUGCUUUAUUUGUGGAACGCUUUGGCCAGCUGCAGUCUCAAGAAAAUCGAUUUAAUCAUUGAAGAUUGUAGCCGGGUUGAGUUACAACCGAACGGGGAGCCCAGAAAUGGAUUGGCGUAUUUAAUUAAGGGCUCCGCAUAUGGAAUACGUAGAAACAACAAAGUGGCCACGGAAUGCUUUCGAAAAUGCUUGGGGCAGAGAAGUGCCGAGGCAAAGAAUGCUGAAGAUGCUCAUAUAUCUGCUUUUGCUCAGUAUGAACUUGGUCAUAUUUUAAUUCAGGAUCCGCAGACAAAAGAAGAAGGAAAACUCUUAUUGCAGCAGGUGAGCCAGUAUGACCAGUACGACUUUGAGGGCAGGCUGAACGUGCGAAUACACUCGAUUUUGAGGCAAUUAGAUAAUUAAAUUUCAAUACUCACCGUUAUUUUUACAAAAGAAUUGUUACCACAUAGAGCAAUAAGCGCCAAUUUCCAACAUAUGGUGAUGGUUUUAUAAUACGUAGUUUACCUUUUUUUUAUAAGGUUCAGCAAAUUAAAUUAUUCGUCUUAUUUAAAAAAAAAAAUGACCGUCCAUUGAGUACCGCAAAUUAAAGAAAUAUGUAUCCUGGUUACUUUAUAUAAAAUAAUUAUAUUAUUAUUAUAAUAAAGAUUUAUAACAUAAUUUUCUGUUUAAAAAAAUAUAAAUAAUAAAGCACUUAUGUAAAUAAAA
Molecule: messenger RNA, 2282 nt
Organism: Anthonomus grandis grandis
Lineage: Eukaryota; Metazoa; Arthropoda; Insecta; Coleoptera; Curculionidae
Product: tetratricopeptide repeat protein 39C-like
Exons: 9
Coding region: 147-1979 (610 amino acids)
Biological process (GO): cilium assembly
Source: RefSeq, a predicted model, not a curated record